CUCUCAUUGAGCAAUGAGAGGGCAAUGAGAGAGCGAGAGCGAGCGAGCACUGAUGAACCUUUCGGGCAGAAAGACUCUGAACUACAGACACACCGCUUGUUUUUAGUUGCUUAAAAUAUUUCUAUAUUUGCGCACUGGCUGUAAUCUUUACAUUUACGUUUUCAAGCACUGAUAAGGAUCGAUUUUACGGAGAGCAUGGACCGUAUGGACAGAUCUUAAGAACUCAAACCUGUUGCCAGAUCGACGCGCCUGGUUUUGCAUUUCAGGUUUGCCUGUGGAUGUGAUGCUGGGCUCUUGUUUGCGCACUGGCUGGUAGUUGGAGAGAAGUUUGUGAUCGGUAGUGGACUAAAUUGUGAGGCACCAUGCACGUGUCUCUGGCCGAGGCCUUGCAGGUGAGAGGCGGACCCCUGCAGGAAGAGGAAGUCUGGGCCGUCCUGAACCAGAGCGCAGAAAGUCUCCAUGAACUCCUCCGCAGAGAUCAUUCUACGUUGGGUUUCAUCAUCUCUCCAUGGUCCCUGCUCCUUAUGCCUUCUGGAAACAUCUCUUUCACAGACGAGAAUGUUACACAGAUGGACCUGCGAGCGUUUACUCCACCAGAGAUGCUGGAGGGCCUCGAACUCACCUCAGCGUCUGAUAUGGAGAGGAUACACAUGUUUUCCCUCGGCAUGACGCUGUUUUGGGGAGCCGACUACGAGAUUCCCCAGAGUCAGCCAAUGAAACUCGGAGAGCAUCUGAACAGCGUCCUGCUGAACAUGUGUAAUGCCUCCACCCUCUCUCGGCUCUCCAUACGUACGGUCCUGGACACCUGCAGCACACACAUCCGAAACUCGAACUGUGACCCAUCGUUCUCCUACGUCAGGCGACUGGUGAGGCUCGUCUUAGGCUCUCUGUCUCAGCUGGAUGGUCUGUUGUCUCAGAGCGAGCGAGAAACUCUGCCAGAGAGGAGUAAAGAGGUUCGGGAACGUCUUCGAGGAAAAGGCCUUCCUGGACGAAGUGCUGCCCAUCGCGUGCUGGAGCGCUUUCGAGCCCGGACUCAAGAGCAGGCCAACCUGAACCGAGGCCUCAGCCGCUCAAUGGGCUCUCUUCCCACCCAGGACCUCGUCCGAGCAGACGAGGGCGUUCCUCAGUACUCUGAGUAUCUUCCCAGUUCUGAGUCCUCUGCAGAUCUCUACCCCCAACGCCAACUGCAAAAGCAGCACAGCCGACCCGUGGAGGCGGUCCACAAUUCCCACCCACAUCAAAGAAACAAGAGCUGGGCGUCUUCUGCAGACCUGGCCUACCUCGAUCCGGACGCGCUCCGCUUCGGGGCGCUGGAGGACGCUCGUAGGGGCAACAGUGCCUUGAGUUCCCGCUCGGGUGGGAGACGCAAGUCAUCGGUCAAAUCCAGAGACUUUCAGUACACUGACUUUGGGAGGCUGGAUGGACGCAAGGCACAUCACCAUUCGAGUCAGUCCGUCGGCGCGCCGUUCAACAGUGCUUACGACCGGAUCAGGGAGAAGCAGAAGAAACUGCAGGCGCUCAAUCAGGCCAUUGAUAAUCCCCCACAUACCCACAGAAGAUACAACAGUGAUUACAGUUCAUCCAGUGAAAGCCCCUCUGUGACAUCAUCAGACCCCGAUUACAGACAAGCUAAACGGCCUGAGGAUUUGAGACGAUUCAGUUCUCAGGUGGUGCUGUCCGAGCACGACUCCGUCUCGCUCGGUGGUGCUCAGAGACACAGACUGGUUGACGCUGGUCAGGACGAGCUGUCGGGUACAGAUCUUCUGAUCCAGCGACAGGAAGAGAUGCACAGGCUCCAGGCCCGGCUGUCCCGGGCAUCAGCCUAUCCCGGAGAAGACCUCAGAGCCUCCAUACUGGACCUAAGAAAAUCAAAAAAUUUCUUCGGCCCCGAGUUUGUGAAGAUGAGCAGCGAGCCAUGUGUGCUUUUGAACGUCCCUUCAUCGAUAAUGAAUAAGCGUGGAAAGGUGGAGGAGAGUCAGAGGAAGGUGGGUGUGAUCGUAUUGAACGGACAGAAGUUGGAGCUGUCGUGUGAUGUGAAAGCUGUCUGUAAGGACGUUUUGGACAUGGUCAUUGCCCACGUCGGGCUUGUGGAACACCACCUUUUCAGCCUCGCAUACCUAAAAGAUAACGAGUUCUUCUUCGUCGAACCCGAUGCCAAACUUGUCAAGGUGGCCCCUGACGGCUGGAAGGACGACCCUAGGAAGAAGAAAACUGACGUCAAUUUUAAUCUGUUUCUGCGUAUCAAGUUUUUUCAAGAUGAUGUCAACUUGAUACAGCACACGAUGACCAAACAUCAGUACUAUUUACAGCUGCGCAAGGAUCUUCUGGAGGAACGUGUGCGAUGUGAUCUGGAAAAUGCUAUGAUCCUAGCAUCUUUGGCACUGCAGGCGGAGUAUGGAGAUUAUCAGCCUGAGCUCCAUGGAAAGACGUAUUUCAGGACGGAGCACUACCUUCCUGGGUCAGUGAUGGAUAAGAUCGAUCAGACAACCAUUAAAGAAGAACUUCCCAAACUCCACAGCUCGUACUACAACACCUCAGAAGAGGAGGCGGAGCUUGAGUUCCUCAAGGUGAGCCAGCGACUGCCAGAAUAUGGAGUUCACUUCCAUCGCGUGCUGCCAGAGAAGAGAUCCCAGACUGGCAUCAUGUUGGGUGUUUACUCCAAAGGUGUACUUAUCUUUGAGGUCCUCAAUGGAAAUCGAACCCCCGUGCUAAGGUUCCCCUGGAGGGACACCAAGAAACUCUCCUUCACGAAAAAGAAGAUUUGCUUGCAGAACACUUCAGAUGGGAUUAAACACUUGUUUCAGACAGACAGUCAGAAGACUUGCCAGUAUCUGCUACAGCUGUGCUCGGACCAGUACAAAUUCCACCUACACAUGAAAGCCAGACAGAACAACCAGGAACUGCAAGAUUUGGAGAACUCACCCCUGGCCAGUCUGAAGUACUCUGAUGGGAUGAGCGCGAUCAGUUUUUCUCCCAGCACAGACCCGGAACUUUUCAAGAGAAUGUCCUACUCGGAGAUGUCCCUGAAUAAGGGCGGGACUCGAAUCUCCGUUCCACCCGAUCAAUCCUAUCCAGGGUUCAUCGGCAGCUCCAACUCCAAGAUGAAAAGUCGUUCCCAUCAUAACCUGGGUCAGCUGCCUGAGUCGCCAGAGCACAGGUUGGUGCCUUUCGGUAGCCAAUCGCAAAGCGGCAUGGCUCGAUCACAAAUGCUUGUAUCAUCACAUCAGCGUGCAAGUUCAGACACGGACUCCAUCAUCGUCACCAGACAGCAGGAUGGCAGUGCGUUCGGCCCUGCGGCCAAAGCCAGCUGGGGUGUCAGUAACUUGAAAGGGUCGGACUCUUCAUCGGCUGAGGACAUUGGACAGGCGUAUGUCAUAGGUGUUAGCAUGCACAGCUCGGGAGCCCCAUCUACCCCUGCGUCUUCCAUCGGAAUCAGUGAUUCCCUGAAGAAGAAGGUCCACGCUUUACCCUCUCCAGAACGAGAGAUACAGACCGUAAAUCUGAAGAAAGAUGUCAAAUAUGGACUGGGUUUUCAAAUUGUAGAUGGACAGAACUCUGGACGACAGGACCUGGGUCCCCUCGUCAGCUCUAUUACACCUGGUGGGCCCGCUGAUGUCGACGGCUGUCUGAAACCUGGUGAUAGGCUGUUGAGUGUGAAUGAUGUCAGUCUGGAGGGCCUAUCACACGAGAGAGUGGUUGAUAUUCUGCAGAGCACCCCUGAUAAUGUCACUCUGGUGGUCUCUCAGCCUAAAGAGAGGCUGUUUCCAGACUCUCCUACAGGAAUCCAUAGCUAUAGAUCAGACUCCGCUGAACAAAAACAAGAAAUGGGUGUUGAUUCUUCCUCUGAAGGGCAUACAGGCUCCCCCAGCCCCUCUCUUACCCUUAAUAAAUCGUCUCCGCCCCAGUCGACACGACAGGAGAGCGUCAGCUCCCACGACUCCAGGACCGAAAGCGCUGGCCUUCAACAGACACAUCUCAAUGGAUUUCAUCCUACAGAGGACAUCACAGCUGACAAUAAAUCCACAGCUAAAGCCACCCCACCAGCACUUCCUCCUAAAACCUGGAAAUCCAAAGUCGCCGAUGUUCCAAAAGAGCUGGAAUCCUCUGAUAAAUGGGAUUCAGAUGAGGACACGUACUCGAGUAGCAACGAGAAACAAAUGACUAAAAAGGGGGUUUCUCCCACCAACGUCACGGAGACAUUAAAUGCUAGUAGCCCAGAAGUCAAUAGCCUCCAGCCUGGAGAUCUAUUUGACCUUGAGCUGUCCAAAAUAGACAGCAGUCUGGGCAUUAGUGUCACGGUACUGUUUGGAAAGGGUGGGUCGAACACAACGGUGAAACAUGGAGGGAUAUACGUCAAAGCUGUUAUUCCUAAAGGUGCUGCCGAGCUGGAUGGGAGGAUAAAGAAAGGAGACCGCGUGGUGGCCGUAAAUGGGAAAAGCCUUGAUGGAGCCACUCACAAACAGGCAGUCGAGAUGUUAAGAGACACCGGCCAGGUGGUGCAUCUGUUACUGGAGAAAGGUCAGCCACCAUUAGACAGGCUUCACGCCCCCCUGACCCCUAAAAAUACUUUAAUGCUUCAAAGCCAACCACCUGCUGUGCAGGACACAGCCGUACAGGAGCCGACACCGGUGAACAAAGAAGAAUACAACUUCAUGACACCAGAUAAUACAUUUGUAGUUGGUUUGCUGAAGAACACAUCCGGACUUGGUUUCAGCUUCAGCCGAGAGGAGAACGUCCCCGGAGAGCCUGCAGGCUCCAGCAUGGUUCGGGUCAAAAAGCUGUUUCCCGGGCAACCGGCAGCCGAGAGCGAAUGCAUCGAAGUGGGCGACGUCAUCGUGCGUGUCAAUCAGACGUCACUUAAAGGACUGUCGCAGCAUGAUGUUAUCUCUGCUCUGAGAGGAACCGGACAAGAGGUGACCCUUUGUUUGUGUAGACCUGAUCCAGGGGUCUUACCUGAGAUGGACCCUGCCUUUACAACCCCUAUACCCUCUCCACGAAAGCAAGUCCAUCCCAAGCCUCAACCUGAUCCCAAGCCGAUCUCCACGCCUCCGACAGAGCGCAGUCAGGCAUUGGGCCUGGUGGAAGAAGCUCUGGAAAGGUCACUCAUGAAGUCACCCACUCGAAGAGACAGUUAUAGCGACAGCACAGAUGACGAUGAGCUGGAGGAGGCUUUCGGCCAAGCCAAGGACCGCAGACUCAAUGCCAACGCCAAUCUGGACGACACUGUGCGGUCGGCGUAUUAUUCACCCAGCCAGUCCAUGUCUAGACCUGAGAUCAUCAUAAGUGAUGUGGAUAGUCCUGUACUCCACAUGUCAUCUCCAGCCCUGCCUGAGGGAGGAGUCCUGAGCCCAAGUCCAGACCCUCUUCCUCCACCACUGCCAAACCCCAUCAACCUCAGUCUUCCAGACCAUGCCAACGAGGAGGAGCUUAUUCCUGAGGUGGAGCUGAAGGUCUCUCUGGUUAAGUCCGAUAAAGGUAGUUUAGGGUUCACGCUUACCAAGGGACCUGACAGCAACUGCUACAUCCAUGACAUCAUCCAGGACCCCGCUAAAGAAGACGGACGACUGAGGCCUGGAGAUCGCAUGAUAAUGGUGAAUAACAUUGACGUGUCUGGCAUGAAUCAUACAGAGGUGGUCAACUUGGUGCGUGCAGCCCCCAAAGUCGUAGACCUCGUGGUGGGCCGUGUUCUAGAACAGCCUAAACCACCAAUAGAGGCUCACCUUCUGCCCGACAUCAUGUUUCAAUGCUACGACGAGUCUUUAGGUCUGGUUCUUGACGGAGGAAGUGACAGUGGGUUGGGCUUUCUGUACGUGAAGGACAUCGUACCCGGGUCUGUGGCUUCUGCGGAAGGCAGUUUAAGAAACCUGGAUAUCAUACAUUACAUCAACGGAGCUCCAACGCAGGACCUGACAUUGAGCGAAAGCUGCAGACUCCUGCAACUUUCACAGAAAAAUCUAACGCUUAAAGCUACCAGGGAUGGAAAGCCUGUUUUUCCGGGCGAGGAGGAGAUCUCAUUACUAAACAAUAACCUUAGCCCUAAAGUGUCCCAGAACGUGAACGGUUAUCUCCAUAGCAACAACCGUAUUGACCUAGAGGCCCUAUCCGAAAUCUGUCCGCCUGAGGAGCAGAUUGUCAAGCUACAGUUAGAUAAGCCACCAGCAGGGGGCCUGGGCUUUUCUGUGAUUGGUGGCGAGAGGGGCAUUUUCGUGAAAUCAGUCACCCCUGGGGGUACAGCAGACACUGAGGGCACGCUUCAAGUAGGCGAUCGACUACUAAAGGUGAAUGAGGAUCUGAUGGUCGGCGUUUCUCAUUCGAAAGCCGUCACCACUAUUCGUAAAGCUAAAGGUUUGGUGCACCUCAUCGUCUCUCGUCCACCUGACCAAAUGCCCAACACGUACCUGAGCCUCCUGCCUGUCAAAUCCAACGGUGUCCAUGGCAACAACGAUGUGAGCGAAGACAGUGGGGUGAAGACGAAGCUUCAGACACCAUCAGAGCAAAGCAGGAGUAAGAACCCACCUCCACUUCCUCCGAUAGACUAUGACUCUCUGGAGAAACUGAAGGUGACGGAAAGAAGUGCAGAUUUAUCAGAAGAUACUGACUGUGAUGGCUCUUCUCUGCCUGAAGACUCACCAGAGACGUCUCGGAGAGCUGCGUGGAUAGAGGAAAGUGUUGAUACUCCGCUGAAUGACAGUUCAAUGCAGUCGUCAGGUCAGCUGGAUGAUGAUGAUGACAUCACAUGGGGCAGCGAUGAGCUGCCGAUAGAAAACAUCAACUCUAAAUUUACUGAAGAUGGACCAAUAGUCACAGAAGAUGAGUUGACCUCUCUGCCGCUGGUUCGGGUUGUUCCUGAUGGUCAAUACACGUCCAGUAAACUCAACAGUGUGGUGCGCAUGAUGAAAGGUCUGCUGGAGCAUAAGGUUCCUCUGCAGGAGUUUGAGAACCUGCAGAAUUUGCAGCCCUUAGAUGACUGUUUGGUUGGCCAGACCGAAGAAAACAGGAGGAAAAACCGAUACAAAAACAUUGUCCCAUUCGACACAACAAGGGUCAAGUUGGGAAAGGAUGGCGGCUACAUAAAUGCCAACUUCAUCAAGAUGCCCGUGAAGAAUGACAACUUCAUGUACAUCGCAUGUCAGGGGCCGCUGCCCACGACGCUGGGCGACUUCUGGCAGAUGGUUUGGGAGCAGAAGUCCAACGUGAUCGCCAUGAUGACACAGGAAGUGGAGGGAGGCAAAGUGAAAUGUCAGAGGUACUGGCCCGACACGCCCCUCUCACCCGAGAUGGUGAGCGAUCGACUACAGGUCACUCUGGUUAAAGAUCAGCACUUGGACCACUUUGUCAUUCGUCUUAUAGAGGUCAAAGAUAUCCAGACCAAUGGUGUCCAGAGAGUAACGCAUCUGAACUACACUGGCUGGCCUGAUCAUGGCACUCCUACCCAACCUGAACAACUCCUGACAUUUAUUUCUUACAUGAGACAUAUCCACCAAUCAGGACCCAUCGUCACACACUGCAGUGCAGGGAUUGGCCGAUCAGGAACCCUUAUUUGCCUAGACGUGGUUCUUGGUCUCAUCAGCAAAGAUGUAGAUUUUGACAUAUCAGAUGUGGUACGUACCAUGAGACUCCAGAGGCGUGGCAUGGUGCAAACAGAGGAACAAUAUAUUUUCUGCUACCAGGUCAUCUUAUAUGUGCUCAGAUGUCUACAGGAAGAGGAGAAACUCUCAGGUUAAACGUGGACACCGACUGCCUUUCUGCUCUUUAAACAGGGUCACAAGAUGAACUUAAAAUAACAACGCGCUUCAAUCAUCCGACGUUUCGGAUGCAGUUUCUUCUUUGUAUCAGGGCUUUUUGACCUUUCGAACAAAUUUGUCUUAAUGUUUUAGACGUCAGUGACGUAUAUGAUUCUUGCAGAAUUUUGUGUAUUUUUAUCGCUUACAUUCUUGACCAUCGGCUGCUACUAUGAAACCAUUUAUUUUAUAAUUUAUCGUUUUUUUUUGGUAAAAGUUUUUAUAGAUUCUUUGAAGAUUAUGGAUCAAAUAUAAAAGAAAGGAAAUCAUAUUUUUCUUGUGGCACAAAUUUUUUCUUGUGUAUAUUUUAAACGAAUGAUGCUGGAAUGGGUGUUGCCUUGACAGAAUACAUGACAGUAUUUGCUUUGUAAAUCUUUUAGAAAUCACUGAGUGCCAGUGGUAAGCGAAGAAAUGAAAAGUGUUAUAUUUAGUGAGAUAUAUUUAUCUUAUGAAAUCUGUUGAGAUGUUUUUAAGCUGUUACAUACUGGACAAUUUGCAAUUUGUAAAUAAAAGAAAAUCACUCCUUUUAA
Molecule: messenger RNA, 8311 nt
Organism: Misgurnus anguillicaudatus (oriental weatherfish)
Lineage: Eukaryota; Metazoa; Chordata; Actinopteri; Cypriniformes; Cobitidae
Source: RefSeq, a predicted model, not a curated record